Babesia bovis T2Bo is the source of this 2898-nucleotide messenger RNA. Its product is annotated as variant erythrocyte surface antigen-1 beta subunit. The coding region runs from base 25 to 2883 and encodes 952 amino acids. The transcript is spliced from 9 exons. NCBI's taxonomy places the organism in Eukaryota, Apicomplexa, Aconoidasida, Piroplasmida, Babesiidae. The record is from RefSeq and is a predicted model, not a curated record.
CUCGAAACACGGGGUGGUGACACAAUGGCUAAACAGUGGCCUUACGACAGCCUCACUAAGGCUCCCACCAACCUUAAAGAGGCCAUUGACUGGGUCCUGAGGGUUACUGGUAAGGAUGGUAAGAAGAAUGAGGCGGCGGCGAAGCCGCAACUCGGCUGCCUCUGCUUCUUGGCCAAGGCAGUAAAGGACCUACUGUAUGACGCCAGGUCCCCGGGGUCCCCUGGUCCAAGCACUCAGAGGUACUGGAACGAUCUGCUCCUAGAGCAGGAAAGUACCAUAGCACAGCCAGUGCUGGAGGACCUGGGACUCCUUAGUACUGGGAGCGGUACUGUGAGUACUACCUAUACUUGCGCUGGUGGCACCGAGGUCAUAAAGACCCUGAUAGACCAGUUGGCACUGGGACUGCAGAAGUGGGUUGGGUGGAAGGAAGAAAAAGGGAAGGAUGUCUGUUGUCUUAAGGGAGAAAGUGGGAUAGGAAAGAAGUGUACAUGUAGUGGUGGUGCUGGGCAGUGUUGUACCGGUUCUAGUAAUACUCCUUGUCAUGAGUGUGAAAAGUGUGGUACCAGUGCCAGUCGAGCUGACAACAAAUGCUACCUCUCGGCCUAUUGCAAAAAGAAACCCUCUAGUGGUUCCAGUUCCCCUACAGACCUCUUCCUUUGGACCUCCAUAUCCAGUGAAUCCACUAGGGUCCACCUCCUGGCCCGUAUUUUCCUAGGGUCAGUAUGUCUCAUCUGGAGUGGACUCAGUCAGUUGGGGUUCCUAACGGGUGGUGAUAACAGGUGGGAGACUAGUAAGCUGCACGAUAUCAGUGGUGACUCAGCCGGUCUCGGCUCAUUCAUGGCGGCCAUGGGCUAUGAUCUGGAUAGGUUGAAUCAGGAAGGUAACACGGGGAAGAAGGGAGAGUUUGUAUGGAAAUUACUAUCGGGAACGGACCCUAAUGGUAGCAAAGGCAUCCAGUGGCAGGAAUUUGCAUCCGUGAAAGGUGCUAACCAGAGUAGUGUAGCUGAGUACUACAGUAGUAUCUAUACUACAGCACAGAGUGCUGACAAGAGCAACAAAACCGAAGAAAUUUGUAAGGACUACCCCCUAUUGGUACUCCACAUCCUAGCCAGUGGGUACUUCAGGGCAGGCAGUGCCGGGGCCAAGGGUAUCACGUCGCCGGCGAAGCCGGCCACUGGUGAUCCUAGGAAACCCAGGACAAUCCGGGAAAUCCUAUACUGGCUUAGUGCAUUGCCCUAUAGUCAGGGAUACAGGGCACUGGUAGAGAGGAUGGGAGAUAAGACGGAUCAGGUGACCCAGGGGAACUCUGAGGAUAAAAAGGGCCAGAUAGAGCUGUACGAUACCAGUGCUGCUAAGGCUAGUACCUCCCUCAAGAGGAAUGACAUUACUCACUACCUAAUGGCCGCCUGUGGCUACUGCCCACUGGUCCUCAUCGGUAUCCAGGGGACUAUAGAAAAAGAGGUAGGAAAGCCGGCACAAGGUGUUCCAGGGGUAGGGGUACCCGGAGCUGUAUCUCCGGCAGCAGCGGCCAAGGCUACUGCUGAGAAGAAUAGGUGUCCUAAGCAUAUUAAAGACCCCAAAUCUAAGAGGUGUACCCUUGAAGACGCAGCCAAGGCAGCUACCCAGGCACCGGCACCACCGUCAGCUUCCACCGGCCAACAACUCAAGCCCGGCCAAGUCUGCUACGGCGGGUACCACCUGGAAGUCUCCAAGUUUGGCCCCCUCCAUGGGAUGUAUGCCAAUGGGCUCUUUGGCUUUGACAUGGGAGGCUCUCCUGCCCAGUGCCUGGACCAACUGAGGAUAUAUGUCUACCACUGCUUCUACCAGCUCUAUUUCCUGAGGAAGCAGUGUGGAGCAGGGGUGGACACGGCAGGGACUACAGUGCUGGGCUGGAAAAGUUGUAGGUAUGGUUAUCAGGUGUCUACCAGGAAGGGAGGGAAUACCGGUGGAGCCGAUAACAAGCAGUGGCAAUGCAAGCCAUUGGUAGGUGGUGGUGGUAACAGUAAUGGUAACAAUCAAGGUGGUAGUCCAAAUCAGAAUAAUCCACAAUCGGGAGGUAAUAGUAAUGGGAACAAGGACAUGUGCAACUGUAUGGGACAGGGAGCAAUCCAGGGUGGACAUGGAUCAUCAGGUGACGGAUCGCCCCUACAGAGCUUCUUGUGUGAUAGUAUAAAUGGAAUGCAUUGUCAUUAUACAGUGGGAUCCGGUGUAGAAAAGUAUCCUGAAAUUGAUGCUCAUAUGAACAAGACGGUAGAUUCUGAAGGAAAAGAACAUGAACCACACAAGAAGUAUCCAGAGUUAUGUCCAGUCCCUAUGGGCUGGAGCAAAGACAAAGACGAUAACCACUUCAAAGAUUUGAAAGACACGCACAAGACCCUGCCACUAACACCAGGUACUGGCACUAGUGCUGCUCAGAAGUAUCCCGCCCACUGCACUGGCAGGACACUAUUUUAUCUCCUGGAGUACUACUGUGACCCUGACAAGUGCCAGAGUGGCACCCUAGUGGUACUACUGAGACUGCUGGCGUGUAUCACUCUCACGGUGCCACGGACUCUGGGUGACCUCUUUGGGUUCUAUUACUAUAUAGUGUAUAUUGGGGGAAGUGGGAGUACUGGUGGUGGAGAGGGAGUGAAAAGGAAGUUGCAAGCAGAAUUACAGGAUGUUAGGUUGAGCAUGCUAGGUAAUGGCGGUACUACUGAUGCAGUGGUCGGAGCACUUAUCCCAGUGGAAUGGAGUGGCUGCAAUAGUGACUGCAGUAGGAUCGGUAGGGUGGAUUGUGGCACCAAUGGUGAUAAGGGUAAAUACAUUUGGUUAGGACCAUUACUGGGUGAAGUAUUGGUAGUGGUGAUAACAACCGUUGCGCUUUACCUGGUAAAAAUUUGAAGUCAACGUAAACAU